AUGGCAGACUCUAAAUCAAAGGCACCGAUAACAACACAAAGCAACCCGCGCGGAAUUCCUGUUGCUCCCUUUAUCGAUAAUGUCAGCGACUAUGUCUCUUCCCGCGCGGAGGUCGAGCCUACCCUCCGCAAUUUCCAGGAGAUGAUCUCCAAGUACCAGUUCAUGGAAGUGAACACUCAACGCCGCGGCCAGGGACUAGCGGAGAAGAUCCCAGAUAUCAAAAAGACACUGGAGAUGGUGUUGUUUUUGACACUGCGCAAGGAGUCCAACCCGGAUUCUGACCUCCAAACUAACUUUGAACUCAAUGAUACCCUCUAUGCUCGUGCGUCUAUCUCUCCUGCCGAUACUGAGGAAGUCUACCUCUGGCUUGGCGCGAAUGUCAUGUUGGCAUACCCAUUGAACGAGGCUGAGACUAUGCUGUCGGAUAAGUUGUCUGCGGCUGAAUCGAGUCUUGCUCAUUGUGAAGAGGACCUGGAGUUCUUGCGCGAGCAGAUCACUACUCUAGAGGUUGCUACAGCACGUGUUUAUAAUUGGGAUGUCGUGCAACGGCGCAAAGAGAAGGCCGAUGGCAAAAUUGAUGAAGAGAAGAAAUAG
Molecule: messenger RNA, 594 nt
Organism: Penicillium taxi
Lineage: Eukaryota; Fungi; Ascomycota; Eurotiomycetes; Eurotiales; Aspergillaceae
Product: tubulin-binding prefolding complex subunit PAC10
Exons: 4
Coding region: 1-594 (197 amino acids)
Biological process (GO): microtubule-based process; protein folding; tubulin complex assembly
Cellular component (GO): prefoldin complex; cytoplasm
Molecular function (GO): tubulin binding
Source: RefSeq, a predicted model, not a curated record